UGAACAUUCUGCUAAACCCACCUUGCCUGCCAAAGCAACUCUUUCUUAACUCCGCGGAGUCGUCGUUUUCGUCAGCAAUUACCUAAGACUCUCUGCAGCCCUAUCGCAAAUCGCAGAUCGGCGAUCGGCCCUUCCGCUUCCCUCCCUGAUUAAAUCAGUUACGACGUUCGACGCUGUUUCCUUCAACUAUCCUGAGUCCAGGGACAUCUUCAGAGUGAUCAUGUCUCUUGCGCUGCGAUGCUGCGAUGCUUUUGCUGCUGCAUCCCAAUCGCCGCCUUAUUCCACGCACAAGGCUAACCCUUGCUCCGAACUGCUCGGGAAGAAACAUUUUUUUGGAUUCUUAGUGCAGUGGACUAUUGAGAAGCGUGAGAAGAUAGAGGAAAAAUAGCUCUUUUGACAAAUUUUUGAAAAAGAAUUCUUUUUCCUUUAUCCCAUUAACUUUGACGUUGGGUUCUUACAAGUAAAUUGGGACGAUGUUGGAAAAAAUUGGCUUGCCUCCAAAGCCAUCAAUGCGAGGAGCAAAUUGGGUGAUUGAUGCAUCUCAUUGUCAGGGUUGUUCUUCUCAGUUCACCUUUUUUAAUAGAAAGAUAAGUCCUUUAACAUAUGCUUUUGGCACAGGUAAUUCAAAACAGAUACUAAAGACUGAGGAUGAACUUCUUGGUGAGAUUUUGGAAACUAAUGGGAAGCAUUUGAUGCCUUCCAGAAAAGAAUCGCACAUGCUUUCGGAUUCCCAGGGAGUCUUUCGUAGUGCCUCACAUGCAAGUUCGAGUAUGGUUUCAGAUAACUCUGGUGGAGAAGAUCGGAGUAUUUCCAUUGAAGGGCAUAAUGAUGUCCACAUUGAUGGUGAAUCCACCAGCCCAGAGGAUUUACGCCAGAAAGCAAUGGAAGAGAAGAAAAGAUUUAGGACACUGAAGGCAGAAGGCAAGGCUGAGGAAGCACUCAAGGCUUUUAAACUUGGGAAAGAAUUAGAGAAGCAAGCUGGUGCUCUUGAGAUUGCAAUAAGGAAAAACCGAAGAGCGGCUGGAAAAGUUUCAAUCAGCAGCAGGGUUAGUACAGAUAGUAUGCAUGACAAUGAAGCAGUUGGCACUGAGAAAACAGGCGCGUCCUUAAGGAAUAAAGAGGUGAAGGAUGAUCUAUUCGCCGAGCUUAGGCAGUUGGGAUGGUCUGAUGCUGAACUUCGUGAAGCAGACAAAAAGCCUGCCAAGCUUAGCUUGGAAGGUGAACUCUCAAAUCUUAUGGGAGAGACUUUUCAGAAAUCAGAAAUUGAUUGGAAAAAAAGUGGCGUUGAUAAUAGGCAGGUUGUUGCUCACAAGAGGAAGGCUCUAUUAUUAAAACGAGAAGGGAAGCUCGCUGAAGCUAAAGAGGAAUUGAAGCAGGCUAAGAUAUUGGAAAAGCAACUUGAAGAGAAAGAACUUCUGGGUGAGGAGGCUUCAGAUUCCGAGGAUGAGCUCUAUACUUUAAUAAAGAAUAUGGGCGAUGAAAAUCAAGAUGAUCUAGAGAAUGAUUUUGAUGUUGGUGCAAACUUUGAACACUUUCUUAGUGCCACAGAUGAUCUCCCAAUUGAUGGCAAUUUAGAGGUGACAGAGGAUGAUAUGAAUGAUCCAGAGAUUGGUGAUGCCUUGAAAUCAUUUGGUUGGUCUGAAGAAGAUGAUAAUCAUGAACAAAAAAAUGCAUCAGAAUCUGUUCCUUUCAAUCAAGAAGCGGUUCAAGCCAAAAUCCUUAAUUUGAAGAAGGAGGCUCUUAGCCAGAAACGGGCUGGAAAUGUUCCUGAAGCAAUGGCUCUUCUUAAGAAGGCAAAGCUUCUUGAGCAGGACCUUUCCGACUCGCAAAUGCCUGAACCGGGAUUUUCACAGAAGACUCUUGAUAAUCAAAUCAAUGCACCUAAAAGUAAGAUCGUGAUUCAGAAGGAGUUACUAGCCUUGAAAAAGAAAGCACUUACUUUGAGAAGGGAAGGACGGGUAGAUGAGGCAGAUGAGGAACUGAAAAAAGGAAAGCUUCUUGAGCAGCAGUUGGAAGAGUUUGAGAAUACUUUAAAGAAACCUGUAAUGGCACUAGACAUGAAACACGUGGCCCAUGCCCAAGAUAGUGAUAUUGGGACCCUUGAUCUUGGAGUGGAUAGUGCAGAACCAGUUGUAACUGACCAAGAUAUGCACGAUCCUACAAUGUUAUCAGCUUUGAAGAAUUUAGGGUGGAUUGAUGAUGAAUCUGUUUCGCUGAGCGGAACAAAUUUCGCCUCCAAACCUUCCAACAGCCAUUCUGUGAAUGAAAGUGUGCCCGCUACUAUUCCUUGGAUGUCGAUGAGAAACAAGGGAGAAAUUCAGAGGGAAUUAUUGGCUAUAAAAAGGAAGGCCCUUUCCUUGAGACGCCAAGGGAAGACUGAGGAAGCUGCAGAAGAGUUGGAGAAGGCGAAGGAUCUGGAAAAGCGUUUGGCAGACUUGGAAACACAAAGUUCAGGAUCUCUGGUGUUCCUGGGACGAAGCUUGCAUUGCUUUCCCCGCUGUACCCCUAGCUCGGAUUCGGUCACGUGCGUGGCUUCAUACCCAAUCCCGGUUCGGCAUUCUGGUUGGGCUUUAUUACGCUUGCAGAGCGUAUGA
Molecule: messenger RNA, 2594 nt
Organism: Phalaenopsis equestris
Lineage: Eukaryota; Viridiplantae; Streptophyta; Magnoliopsida; Asparagales; Orchidaceae
Exons: 6
Coding region: 474-2594 (706 amino acids)
Molecular function (GO): protein binding
Source: RefSeq, a predicted model, not a curated record